Messenger RNA from Haliotis rufescens (red abalone), 2174 nucleotides. Its product is annotated as monocarboxylate transporter 13-like. The coding region runs from base 666 to 2123 and encodes 485 amino acids. The transcript is spliced from 8 exons. NCBI's taxonomy places the organism in Eukaryota, Metazoa, Mollusca, Gastropoda, Lepetellida, Haliotidae. Gene Ontology annotation, biological process: monocarboxylic acid transport; transmembrane transport. The record is from RefSeq and is a predicted model, not a curated record. Gene Ontology annotation, molecular function: monocarboxylic acid transmembrane transporter activity.
GUACCACCAAUCGUUAUGUCGUGCAACCAGUCGGGACAGGUCGUGGCUGGUCGCACGACAGGUGAUACCACCAAUCGUCAGGUAGUAGGACCAGUUGCACGACCAAUCGUGCAUCUUGUUGACCCGCGAUUAGGCACAACUGGUGGUGCGUCCAUGCACGACUGGCGGUACGACCAUGUAAGAUCUGUCUGCGACCUCUUACGAUUAUGAAUCGCUGGUCAGAAGUUUUGAACAUGACCAUCGACUUUGCUGCGACUGAUUUUGCUCUGGCGAUCUACCACGACCCAUGCGUAGGCUUAUUUACCCCACACCAAGAAAACGGAUACAACCAAUGAACACGCUCCUUACAUCUCGGCUCUCACAGUCAUGGCUUCCGCCUAGCCGAGCAUGCAAAGAGCGUUACAUCGUCAUGUCUCCCGAGCCACUACGCCCGCGUGGGCAUAAGCUACUAUAACAAGGAAUACAAAGGGUUCAUAAGAUCUCCAUAAACCUACAAGAAGUGUGGAAUACAGGUCUCAUUCUGGCAGUAUCGAGAAAGGCGUUUCUUGAACGAAGCGAGAAUCCAUCUGUAUAACAACGGAAUACAUUUGAAAAUGAUUCAAAACAAUAUACGGAAAUCGUGCAUGUUAAGGCCAUGAACAUGAUAUAAACAGCCGGGUAAAAAUAUGGCAGGCAGAAAGCAAGACAGGGGAUGGGCAUGGAUGGUAACAUUUGCUGUCAUGCUUCAGAACUUCUUUGUAGUCGGCUUGCUAAAGUCGUUUGGAAUCCUCUUCGUGCAGUUCAGAGACACCUUCCACGCUACUGCGUCAAUGACGUCAGCCGUUCUUGGUAUGCAGGCAGCUGCCUUCUGUCUAGCUGCUCCAAUCUGCCUCCACCUGUUUGCUCGUAAAUACAGCUACAGACAGCUGAUGUUCUUUGGAGCAAUAACCUCAUCCACAGGAAUUGCAAUAAGCUCCGUGGCCACUGAUAUGGUACACCUGCUUUUCUCGUGCGGUGCAAUGAUUGGGGUUGGGAACGCCUUCAUGCACGGACCAAGCCUAGUAAUGAUCGGUCAGUAUUUUAACAGGCGGUUAAGCCUCGCAAACAGUAUAGCUAUCGGAGGUGGGAGUUUAGGACAGUUUGCUUUCCCGCCUCUCGUUUACUUUCUCUUUGAUACGUACGGUCUGAGGGGCACUCUUCUAAUGAUAGCGGGGUUAAUGUUGCAUUGUUGUGUAUGUGCUGCUAUUAUGAGGCCCUUCAGAAUCGCAACAUGUGAGCCCCAACAGGGCCAGUGUGAGGAAUGUCAAUCUCUCACAUCUCAUCAAAGUCUUCAGGAAGAAGAGGAUGAACAAGGCAAAGAGAAAGAUUUGGUUCAGACAGUAAUCACUUGUAAACAUGCCGGGCUAGAUGUUGAGAAUGUGGACAUGAAUGAGAAAUAUCCUCAAGUCAAUUUGAAGGGAACACGAAGCACACAAGAGGCGAAGGCUGGCUCUAAUUUUCAUCACGACAAGGACAACAGAAACAUCUGCUGCUCAACAAACCUGAUAGGUUUGUCAUUGUGUUGGAAUCCUGUAUUUGUUUUGCUGGAAAUUGCAUCGGCUCUUGCUAAUGUUGGCAGUACACUACAGACUAUUUACAUUGUACCCCAUUCGAGAGAUCUCGGCUUUGACGAGAAGAUGACGUCGCUCCUGGUUACAAUUAUUGGAGCAGCUGAUAUAGUUGGAAAACUUUGCUGUGGAGUAUUGGCAGACACUGGCUGGAUAAAACGUUACAAGCUGCUUGUUAUAUCACUGAUGAUAAGUGGAACCCUUGGACAAUUUAUGUCAUUCUUCUCUUCAACUACACCCAUUAUUCUGUAUUGUGUGGUGAUUGGUCUGGUUGGAGGGUGCUACUUCUCCCUGUUGACCCCAGUGUUAAUCGACUUUCUCGGAAUCGACAACCUACCACGGUCCCUCGGCAUUACAUUGUGUUGUGAGGGAAUAGCCAGCACUGUAGCGCCCGUGCUUCUGGGUUACCUGAAAGAUUCUACAGGGACCUACCUGGCAUCGUUUCAUCUGUUGGGUUCGUUCCUAUUUGUGGCAUCAUUGUCACUCAUCUGUACCAAAUUUGUCAAAGGAAGUCCUUCCGCAAAACCCAAUGAAUAAUCGUACUUGUAUGUUAUAUAUGUAUGUCCAUAUUAAUAAAUAAUAAAUGAA